AUGAGGAAUGGUGUUCCUUUCUCAGAUCGUGCGUGCGGAUUUUUGGUCCGGAUUUGCGGGGUUCUCGUGGCGUCCAUGGGCGUCCAGUGCCUGAUUGUUGAGCCUGGAAUUUCAAUUCGGCUGUCUGGUUAUGCGCGGUUGCUGAUCGGUUUAGUUUUUCUGGAGAAGACAGUCUCUUCGGUUGUUGUCGUGCUUAGUCUAGCGUUCCGCUUUGGGAGGGCUUCUGCUAGUGAGGUCCUAGCUCUAGGGAUGCUGGUUGCGUCUGGGUCAUCAGAUCUGUCCAGGAGUGAUGAUGGAGAGAAAGAAGAUAAAACCGAUGGAAGGGUGGCCAACCGUUACCGGUUCCACCCAUCCGAGAACGACCUCUUCUUCCAUUACCUCUCGAAGAAGGUGGAGGGGGAUUCGGAUGCCAUUCCUCCUUUCAUGCCCGUGGUCGACAUAUACGGGGAUGACGAUCCUUGGGAGAUCUUCGAUGCGGACUCACAGGAAAGUUUCUACGUCUUCGCUAGGUUGAAGAUCAUCAAGUCUAGGGUGAAGAGGACCGCCGUUUCCGGGAUUUGGAGCAACGGAAAUAAGCGAACAAUCGUGGACAGUCAAGGCGACACUGUCGGCUACAACGAGCUGUUCACUUUCAAGUCAUUGACCGGAAGGGAGAAGACGAAGAACGGACGUUGGACCAUGCACGAGCACUCUAUGAAGGGUCGAGAGUUAGUCGUGUGUGCAAUCACCAACCUCGAAAUGGCGGAGAAGAGGGGUUCGGAAGUGAUAAUGAUCGGAUUGACCAAAGAACAUCCCCGAGGAAAAAAGGUUAAACAAAUGGAAAAUUCUAUUUCCCCUCGACAUUUAUCCAUCGUUCCGAAGCCCAUACCUCGAAGCCGCCGAUUGUGAAUUUAGCGCUGUGGGAUUACCCCAUCAACGUUAACAACGUAACCCAUCGUCAAAUGUGAAACGUACGUCCAAUGCCUAUGUCUAUGGUUAGUAACACCCCAUCGAACCAAGUCCGGAAUGAGCCAAUGCAUCAAUCCUGAAGCAAGAUCAUUCAUCAUGAUUAUCCCGUGACGCCAUCCGUGAUAACCUUCGAAGGUAGCAUGACGAAGGUCCAUGCACCUCCGUCUUCAUCAUUCCAAGCUGCUGAUGCAAGACAACAAUCAUGACAGCAUCGGUAACAAAAAUUAUCCAAUGACCUAUUCCGAGAAAACUUUCGAUGAAAGCACAACAGAGGUCGAUAUGCCUCCAUCAUCGUGGGCACGAGCUGUUGAUGCUCCAGACGAUAAUCAUAACAAUGUCGAUUUUUAUGGCUUACCUCUGAUGGCGGCGGCAAGGGCAUCAACUCCGGCGCA
Molecule: messenger RNA, 1340 nt
Organism: Eucalyptus grandis
Lineage: Eukaryota; Viridiplantae; Streptophyta; Magnoliopsida; Myrtales; Myrtaceae
Product: protein BEARSKIN1-like
Exons: 4
Coding region: 1-888 (295 amino acids)
Biological process (GO): regulation of DNA-templated transcription
Molecular function (GO): DNA binding
Source: RefSeq, a predicted model, not a curated record